This is a messenger RNA of Puccinia triticina, 1440 nucleotides long. RefSeq lists its product as uncharacterized. The transcript is spliced from 13 exons. Lineage: Eukaryota; Fungi; Basidiomycota; Pucciniomycetes; Pucciniales; Pucciniaceae. The record is from RefSeq and is a predicted model, not a curated record. Bases 1 to 1440 code for a protein of 479 amino acids.
AUGCGAAGGACUCAGUCCAAAGGACUUCAAUUGAUGAAGCUCACAAUUGUGUGUUGUGCUUCGCUUUCGCUGCUGUCAGCGAGCUGUGAGGCCAAAGUGCCAGACCAUGAAGCGUUCACCCAUCAGAAACGGGCUCUCCCAACUGCCGGAGUACCAGCGUCGCCUGCCAGCGCGCCUGCCGUAACAACGCCAGCGAGCGUUACCAGUCCAUCUACUCCACAAACCCCUAGCGAUCCUCGCGCCUGCCAGAAACUUCCAAUUACACCUGAUACAUGGAAGCUCCUCGACAUUGAUAACACAUUGAAGAGCCUACCUGGAGGACAAAACAUGACGAUGGCUCAAUACGCUGCUGCCAACGGUGCCAGGAAUUUCAUAUGCGGAAUCGGGGAGAACUGCAAUGCUGGUCAACUAUGUCAUCCUGUCAAAGCUCCCGCAUGGCAGGUGCUGUACGCUACUCAGGAAUACACUUCCUUUAUGAACGCCUUGACGGACUCGAUCAACUAUUCCCUCUCCCAAUUACAAGCCGUUGCCGCAUCUAUGUGCCAAGACCUCAUCGAAAAUAUUUCUGACUCCCGAUUUGAGGUCGAUUUGAAGUGGAUAUUCACCGACAUGUACCGUGGAAUCGCUUAUGGAGCAACUGCCCUACUUCUCAUCACCUUUUUUGCCAGUGGAGUCCUUGGUGCUUUCGAGGUCGCAGCUGAAAUUCUAUUUUUGACGGGUAUUGGAGCGGGUAUAGCUGCUUGGAUCCAAGGCGCACCCAAGACCGCAUCCUUUGUGUCCUGGUCGAAGCUUUCAUUCUACAUUACACAAGCUCAAGGAGAGCUUUCCCGGCAUGUCACCGAAGCUACGGAAAAGUCUUUCACAAAUGGAAUAACAUCUCAAAACGGUCUAGCCAAGGUUUUGGCAGGCGGCCACUUCUUCAACCCAGCAUCACCCGUUGGCCUCAUGGAGACCACCGAAAAAACAAUCAUGCGUGUUGUCCAAGGUCGCUUGUUGGCAAGGCUACUUCGAGCACAGAAUGCGUAUGUUACGAUCACACCCGAUGAUUGCCACGGCAAAGGACCUGGCGGCGCGCGUGAAGGAAAUGAUCAUCUCUCGUACUGUGACCCUAAUCAGAAACUACUUUUCAAUGUUGUCCGGGCUCACAAAAAGAAGACAAUCAACACUGUUUAUGGCGCAUCUUCUGUUACCAACAAAUACGGCUUCAGUGUCGAAUACAUUGUCAAGAACUCUUGGGAGUGCCAAAAGAAGUACGGCAACUUUGAGCACGAUGUUUUUGCUGACAUCACCAAGGUUUCUCCAAACGACAUCAUGAGUGAAGAUUGUGUUAUCAACUUGCCUGUCUGUGACAUGAGAGAUGACUAUGUACGAAACUUGAAGUACUCCAGGCACAAAACUACCACCUACGCAUGCAGAAAGGGUGCAGGUCUUCCAAUCUAG